Molecule: messenger RNA, 1480 nt
Organism: Lotus japonicus
Lineage: Eukaryota; Viridiplantae; Streptophyta; Magnoliopsida; Fabales; Fabaceae
Product: GDSL esterase/lipase At5g33370-like
Exons: 5
Coding region: 102-1193 (363 amino acids)
Molecular function (GO): hydrolase activity, acting on ester bonds
Source: RefSeq, a predicted model, not a curated record
UCUGACAUAUCAAUUAAAGUUGUUUAUUUGCAGAGUUCAAAGAACCUUUUGAACUCUGUACUUCAUUUUUCCUCUACAACUCCUCUGUCUCUUUAGUAUCCAUGGCUAGUUUGGCAUGUUACAUUGUUUUAGUGGUGGCACUAGCGAGUGGUUUCAGAGGUGCAGAGGCAGCACGUGCUUUCUUUGUGUUUGGAGAUUCACUUGUUGAUAAUGGCAACAACAACUACUUGGCAACUACUGCAAGAGCUGAUUCUCCUCCUUAUGGCAUUGAUACCCCAAAUGGCAGACCCACUGGCCGUUUCUCCAAUGGCCGCAACAUUCCUGAUUUUAUCAGUGAACAACUUGGGGCAGAACCCACUUUGCCUUAUUUGAGCCCUGAACUCAAUGGGGAUAAUUUGCUUGUUGGAGCCAAUUUUGCCUCUGCUGGCAUUGGAAUUCUCAAUGACACUGGAAUCCAAUUUAUUAACAUAAUCAGAAUAUUCAGACAGUUGGAGUACUUCGAUGAAUAUCAGCAGAGGGUGAGUGCUCUAAUUGGACCUGAAGAAACUCAGCGCUUAGUAAAUGGAGCACUGGUCCUCAUCACUCUUGGAGGCAACGAUUUUGUGAAUAACUAUUACUUGGUGCCUUUCUCGGCAAGAUCUCGCCAGUACUCUUUACCGGAUUACGUGAGGUACUUGAUCUCCGAGUACAAGAAAGUUCUCAGGAGCCUGUAUGAUAGAGGAGCACGAAGGGUCCUGGUGACAGGAACGGGUCCAUUGGGCUGUGUUCCGGCAGAAUUGGCAAUGCGAAGCCGAAACGGUGAAUGCUCUCAGGAGCUGCAGCGUGCGGCAGCAUUGUUCAACCCUCAACUUGUUCAGAUUCUGCAACAACUUAAUAGCGAAAUUGGUUCAAAUGUCUUUAUUGGAGCCAACACAAGACAAAUGAACAAUGACUUCAUCAGUAACCCUGGAGCUUUUGGAUUUGUUACAUCAAAAGUAGCAUGCUGUGGUCAAGGACCUUAUAAUGGUCUUGGACUGUGCACUACAGCAUCCAACUUGUGCCCAGACCGUGAUGUUUAUGCAUUUUGGGAUCCCUUCCAUCCAUCAGAAAGGGCCAACAGCUUCAUUGUUCAACAGAUCAUGUCAGGCAACACAGAGUACAUGUAUCCAAUGAACCUCAGCACCGUUUUGGCCAUUGAUGCAGCCAACAACUAGCUAAUCCUGCUGCAGAAACUGCAUCAUCUCAUUUUAGUAUUGCAAUUAAUGCAACUUUUGUGUUUGUGAUAAUGUCUUGAAGAUUUAUUUGGAGUCACUGUACUCUUCAAGCUGUUAAUUAGUAUUUAGGAGUGUGAUUGUUUGCGAAAUUGUCUCGAACUUGUGGGUUACUAUGUGGUAUUGAGUGAGUGAGGAUAGUUAAGCACCGUCUUUGUUCUCAUUCUCUUUGGCAGAACAGAAAAGCUGCAUAAUAAUUAUUGAUAAUUAAGUGAUUUUUUGUGUUCAAA